CCGCCCCUUCCCCUCGGCCCGCCCCGCGGACAGCCAUGGUUCUGGGGCGCGCUCUGGGCUGCGCGGCCAGGCGCUUCUCUGCGGCGCCCGCCAAGGAGUGGCUGACGGAGGAUUUCCUCAAUUCCCUCAGAGCGAUUGUGGGGGGGCCCAAUGUGUCCACAGCCACCGUUGUCCGUGAGCAACAUGGGCAGGACGAGUCUAUGCACAGGAACUGCCCCCCGGAUGCUGUCGUCUGGCCCCAGAGUGUGGAGCAAGUCAGCUUGCUGGCAGCGACAUGCUACGACCGAGGGGUUCCGGUCAUCCCCUUCGGGACGGGCACAGGGCUGGAAGGUGGCGUCACUGCCGUGCAGGGAGGUGUGUGUGUCAACCUGACGAAAAUGGACCAAAUUUCUGAGCUUAACCCUGAAGAUUUCACGGUCGCUGUCGAGGCAGGAGUGACGCGGAAGGCACUGAACAAAUACUUGCGUGGGAAUGGCCUGUGGUUCCCUGUCGACCCCGGGGCCGACGCCUCGCUCUGUGGCAUGGUGGCCACUGCAGCCUCCGGGACGAAUGCGGUGCGCUAUGGCACCAUGCGCCAGAAUGUCAUCAACUUACAGGUGGUCCUGCCAGAUGGGAGAGUCCUGCACACAGCCGGGCAGAAUCGGCGGCCCAGGAAGAGUGCUGCUGGAUACCACCUAACGGGGCUGUUUGUGGGCUCGGAGGGGACUCUGGGGUUCAUCACCCAGGCUACACUGAGACUCCAUGGUAUUCCCGAGGCCACCGUGGCGGCCAUCUGUGCCUUCCCCAACAUCCAAGCAGCCGUGGACAGCACUGUGCAGGUUCUCCAAGCUGGGCUCCCCAUUGCCCGCAUUGAGUUCCUGGAUGAGGUCAUGAUGGGCGCCUGUAACCGCUACAGUGGCCUGAGCUAUGCAGAACUGCCCACCCUCUUCCUGGAGUUCCAUGGCACUCAGCAGAGUGUGGAGGAGCAAGUAGGAGCCACAGGGCUACUCCACAGAUGUGUGUGUCCCCCUCUCGCGCCUUCCUGAGGUCCUGCUAGAAACCAAGAAAGAUUUGCUGGACUCCAACCUUACAGGUCCCCUUGUCGGCCAUGUUGGGGACGGCAACUUCCACUGCCUGCUGGUUCUUGAUCCUGAAGACGUUGAAGAAAAGGAGAAGGUGGCGGAGUUUGCCAAACGACUGGGCAGGAGGGCCUUGGCAGUGGGUGGCACCUGCACGGGGGAGCAUGGCAUCGGCCUGGGCAAGCGUCAGCUUUUGCGCGAGGAAGUAGGGGAAGUGGCCCUCUCCACCAUGUGGCAGAUCAAGGUGGCCUUGGAUCCCAAAAACCUCAUGAACCCUGGAAAGGUGCUCGAACCUCCGCAAGGCCUGGCUGGGAGAGGCUCCUGAAUUUGUUUUCCUUGCCGAGAAGUCCGGAGUGAGGCGUCUUCGCUUUUAUCUCCUCGCUCCAGCAGGGUCAGAAAUGCAGGUUUUAACCAAAGUGGUUCUCCAGAGGUGCCCACAGCAAAGACUUCUUCACCACCUCUGCUGACUGGAUUCUAUAUCGUACUAAACUAUGUUUAAUUCUAGCCUGCUGAAUAAACCACAGUUGGUUCAAAGGACAUGAUAACUCAAAGCCAAGUAAGUGACACAAUGGUUCAGCAAAACUCUAUACACCUCUGUUUCCCAACCUCGGCAACUUUAAGCUGCAUGGACUUCAAUUCCCAAAAUUCCCCAGCUGGCAUUAAGAUGCAUGGACUUCAACUGGCCGAAUUCUUCAGCCGACAUGCUUUAAAAUACAUAGACUUCAAUUCCCAGAAUUCCCCAGCUGGCAUUCUUUUAAGAUGCGUGGACUUCAACUCCUAGAAUUCUUCAGCCGACAUGAAUUAAGAUACAUGGCCUUUAAAUCAAGAUGCGUGGACAAGAUGCUGGCUGGGGAAUUCUGGGAGUUGAAGUCCAGGUAUCAAGGUUGACAGGAAACACUGCCUUGAACACUCCACCCACCUGUCCGCUUCCUUUGAAUUUUUACACACUUGAAAAAGGUGAGCUAGGAUUGGCAGCCAUCCCUCUGAUAAGAAGAGUAAGCAUACAGAACUUGGCAAUUGUCUGAAUUUGUCUUACAGAUCUAUAUUAAAAUUAAUGCUGUGCGUUUGUGUGGGGA
Thamnophis sirtalis is the source of this 2134-nucleotide messenger RNA. NCBI's taxonomy places the organism in Eukaryota, Metazoa, Chordata, Lepidosauria, Squamata, Natricidae. The record is from RefSeq and is a predicted model, not a curated record.